CCGCUAGACCAAAGGCACCUUUAGUCACUACAAAACUGCACCUUCUCUGAUAUCACGCCCUCACUACCACAAGUUGUAAAAUGGCAAGUUUCGUGUUCAUGUUUGUUCCUCUUUCACUCAUGUUAUUCAAUAUCAUCUUCCUCCUCCCUCACCCAUCAAUGGCGCAGUCCACCUGCAAAGGCCCAUGCCAACCUCAGGCGUCAUCGCAACCACCUAGCAGUGAUGAUUGCGGGCCCUCAGGAACUCUCGCUUGCGAUGAUGGCCAAAAUUUCCCUACAUACACAUGCUCCCCGCCAGUCAUGCCACCCACGAGUGCCAAACUCACACUCAACAAUUUCAGCAAAGGCGGUGAGGGCGGCGCCCCAUCAGAGUGUGACAAUCAAUUCCAUGACAAUACUGAGCGGGUUGUGGCACUUUCCACUGGGUGGUUUAGUAAUGAGGCAAGGUGCAAUAUGACGAUAAUAAUUACUGCGGUAAGUAACGGGAUGAGUGUGGAAGCCAAAGUGGUGGACCAAUGUGAUUCACAGUAUGGAUGUGAUGAAGAGCAUGGAUUUCUGCCGCCGUGUGAGAACAAUAUUGUUGACGGCUCUUUGGCUGUUUGGGAGGCUUUGUCGCUCGACACAAAUCCGGGUUCUGCAGAGGUUACUUGGUCCACGGCCUAGUUAAUUAGUUAUUGUAUCCGUACUUGUGCGAUAAAUUAUUAUAGAAUAUAAGGCUAUGCUAUAUCACACUGUACGUAGCCUUCAAAAUAAGCGGUGAAUUGAUAUCGCAAGUCGCCUAUGUAAUAUAAGUAGUGCAAAGAGAAAGUAAAUUGAAUAACUUAUAUGACAAUAAAUUUCACUUCUAAACCCA
Prunus persica (peach) is the source of this 852-nucleotide messenger RNA. RefSeq names its product ripening-related protein grip22. The coding region runs from base 81 to 662 and encodes 193 amino acids. The record is from RefSeq and is a predicted model, not a curated record. The transcript has a single exon. Lineage: Eukaryota; Viridiplantae; Streptophyta; Magnoliopsida; Rosales; Rosaceae.